AUGAAGUCUGAACUAAAGAUCAAAGCAGCCCGAACUCAGACAGUCUCGUUUGACACGGUGGCGCCUGGCACCCCUUCGAUUGUGCGCGGGUGGGGCCGUACGUCUUCGGGCGGAGCUUCUUCCGAAGUGCUGCUGGAAGUCGGCGUGAAUUCCAUCAGCAACGACCAAUGCGCAAAGCUGUUGACCGGAUUCACCGUGAACGAAGCCAUGCUGUGUGCGGGCGGCAAGUUGGGCGAAGAUUCGUGCCAAGGCGACUCUGGUGGACCAUUGACGGUCGAAUCGAACGGGUCUGUCAAGUUGGUGGGUGUGGUCAGCUGGGGCAUCGGCUGUGCCCAGCAGGACAAGCCUGGCGUGUAUAGUCGCAUCUCCAUCGCCCGCGACUUUAUUGAACCCUUCAUCACCACGUCCCCCACCGCUGUCCCUAUCACCACCAAGCCUUCUGCCGCCCCCACUGUCUCCCCUGUUACCAGCAAGACCCCUACUGCGGCCCCGAUUACCACGAACCCUACCGUGGCUCCUAUCACCACUGCCAAAGUUCCUACGGUAGUCCCUACUGUCGCCCCUACGACUGCCUCGCCAUCCAAGUGCAAUGGUUGCUCUACGUGCUUCUACCCUACGCUGAACUACUGCUUCCCCCCUGCGUACACCAAAACGAUCUGUGAAUCGUACGCAAGCUUGGGAGCGUUCUGGUGCGGAAACUAG
This is a messenger RNA of Aphanomyces astaci, 702 nucleotides long. RefSeq lists its product as hypothetical. Lineage: Eukaryota; Oomycota; Saprolegniomycetes; Saprolegniales; Verrucalvaceae. The record is from RefSeq and is a predicted model, not a curated record. Bases 1 to 702 code for a protein of 233 amino acids. The transcript is spliced from 2 exons. Gene Ontology annotation, biological process: proteolysis. Gene Ontology annotation, molecular function: serine-type endopeptidase activity.